AUGGCCGACAAAAAGAAUCUCCUUUUGCUUUUCGAACGUCCUCUGGAGCCAGUUUUUAUGCAAAAAGGUUACAGUUCGGUUUUCGAUGUCCCUGACAACUUCCUCACGGAUCGCUACAAAUUCAUUGCAAAUGAGGUUCGAGAUCGUUUCGGAGAGAGUGCCAACAUCCUGAUUCCUGUUAAAAACAUUACAAUGCCAGAUUUAAAGAUUCCCUUGUCGUUGGACAGGGACGAACCCUUCUCAUUGUUGAUUCCUCGUCACAGGCGCAUUGCAGGACGACUUAUUGAUAUUUUUAUGGGUAUGCGCUCCAUCGAUGAUCUGCAAAGCGUUGCUGUUUAUGCUAGAGAUCGGUUGAAUCCAUAUCUUUUCAACUAUGCCCUCUCAGUAGCCUUGCUUCAUCGACCAGAUACUAAAGGACUAAGUCUUCCACCAUUCGUUGAAAUAUUUCCGGAGAAAUAUAUAGAUUCGAAAGUUAUUCCUAAAAUUCGAGAGGAAGCGACUAUUGUCACGGAUGGAUCCCGGAUGCCAAUAAUCAUCCCUAAGGACUAUACUGCUUCGGACUUGGACCCAGAGCAUAGGCUGUGGUACUUCCGAGAGGACAUGGGCAUCAACAUCCAUCACUGGCAUUGGCACUUGGUAUACCCAUUCGAGGCAGCCAAUCGUGAAAUUGUAGCAAAGGAUAGACGUGGAGAACUCUUUUAUUACAUGCAUCAGCAAAUUAUCGCCCGGUAUAACGUUGAACGAUUCUGCAACCAGUUACCACGCAUAAAACCGUUCAAUAAUUUUCGUGAUCCCAUUCCUGGCGCGUAUUUUCCCCAUUCACUGGUUGCCAGUCGAGCAUAUUCGCCACGUGUUGAAAAUAGUGUUUUGAAGGAUUUAGAUCGAGAGUUGGAUCAAAUCAAAAAUGAUAUCUCUGAUCUUGAAAGAUGGAGGGACAGGAUCUAUGAAGCUAUCCAUCAAGGAUUUGUAGUCGAUGCAAGCGGAAACCAAAUUCAACUAAAUGGUGUUAAAGGAAUCGAUAUUCUUGGAAAUGUUGUGGAGUCCUCAAUUCUGUCACCAAAUAGACAGCUCUAUGGUGAUUUCCAUAACAUGGGUCAUGUUUUCAUCUCAUUCGUUCAUGAUCCUGACCACCGUCAUUUGGAAUCGUUUGCAAUUAUGGGUGAUACCGCCAUCAACAUGCGAGAGCCGGUCUUCUAUCUUUGGCAUGCAUACAUCGAUGACAUAUUCCAGGAGCACAAAGAAAAUUUGACACCCUACAUCCUCUCUGAGCUGAAUUACCGAGGAGUCACUGUAUCUGGUGUCACUGUUAACUCCGAAAAUGGACCUGCUGAUACUUUCCAAACAUUCUGGCAACAAUCUGAUGUUAACUUAUCCCGCGGUAUGGACUUCAUACCGCGCGGCAACGUCUUCGCAAGAUUUACCCAUCUCCAACACAGUCCUUUCUCUUACACCAUUAAUAUCAAUAAUGAUGGAGGAGCGGCGCGUUUUGGAACAGUGCGUAUUUUCCUUGGACCGAAAUUCGAUGAACGUGGAACUGAGAUGUUGUUCAGAGAUCAACGCAUUCUGAUGAUUGAACUGGAUAAGUUUGUGGUGUCGAUGCAACCAGGACAAAGUACAAUUCGUCGUCGUUCCAGUGAAUCAACAGUGACCAUUCCAUUUGAAAGGACCUUCCGAAACUUGGAUGAAAAUCGUCCCGAAGCAGGUACUUCGGAAGAAGAACAAUUCAAUUUCUGUGGAUGUGGAUGGCCUGAGCACAUGCUCCUUCCAAGAGGUGUCCCGAAAGGUUUCCGUUGCCAACUUUUCGUUAUGGUCUCGAAUUAUGACGAUGAUAGGGUUGAUCAAGAUCUGGUGGGAACUUGUAAUGAUGCUGCGGCUUAUUGUGGAGUUCGUGAUCGUCUUUAUCCUGAUCGUCGAGCCAUGGGCUAUCCGUUCGAUCGUUUGCCACGUCAAGGAUCCGACCGGUUGGCUGAUUUUUUGACGCCUAAUAUGUUUGUAAAGGAUGUUUCCAUUGUUUACACUGACAGUACUACUGUCCGUGGGCAGUAA
Molecule: messenger RNA, 2046 nt
Organism: Hermetia illucens (black soldier fly)
Lineage: Eukaryota; Metazoa; Arthropoda; Insecta; Diptera; Stratiomyidae
Product: phenoloxidase 2-like
Exons: 7
Coding region: 1-2046 (681 amino acids)
Source: RefSeq, a predicted model, not a curated record